GUUCUUCCUCCUGUCCAGUGGGGGCGCUGUUAACUUUACUCUACCGGAAGUACCCUGUCUUUGACGCGGAACUCGCUGUGUGUUUACUUCCGGCUAUCAGUCAGUCCGGAUCGUUUCGCCGGAGAUUCAAAGUGCGCAGAAAAGGAGGACUAUGUGCGCCGUGCAGCUGCUGAGGGUAUCGGUCCAUGAGCGGAUCAGCGCCGCCGCCGAAGACUUUCUGCUGCGGCUGAAAACAGACGAAGAACCGGCGCAGAUCCCGGAGCUCAGAGCUCUGCUGACCGAGCGGCUAACGGCGGCAGCCGAGGAGAUAAUCGCACUGUUUGCGGAAACUGUGGCGGAGUUUGAAGGCAGAGUGGAGCAGUCAGAGAAGGAGAUCUGCCGGCAGAGGAGGCUGCUGGAGGCCGUGCUGAUGCCCCAGGUCCGGCUGCACAGAGCAGUCGUCCAUCAGCUGUCAGCAGUUAAAGAAGCACCCAUGGCACUGAAGAUUAAAGAGGAACCUGAGGAUCUCUGGACCACUCAGGAGUCUGAGAUCACCAGGUUCCCAUCCAUUCAUGUCCCUGUGAAGAGUGAGGAUGAUGAAAAGAAACCUCAGCUCUCACAACUUCACCAAGGACAAACUGAGGAGAAAAGAAAGGAACCAGCUGGAGAGGGCUGUGGAGGGUCAGAACCAGCCAGCAGCUUCCAUCCACGUGCACAUUUACAAACACAGACUGACCAGAAGAAUGCAGAAUAUCCAGUAGCUGAGAUUGAAGUUAGCUGUGAGGACUGGGAGGAAACAGGGGAAGCCCAGUCAGUGUGUGCCGGCCCCGAUGAACGCUUUAGCUGCUCCAAGUGUGGAAAAAGAUUUACCAGAAUUAGAUUCCUGCAGACACACAUGAGAAUCCACACAGGAGAGAAGCUGUUUACCUGCUCAGUGUGUGGAAAAGGAUUCACAAAUAAGGAUUUUCUUCUGGAGCACAUGGACAACCACAAAAGGGAGAAACGACAUGGCUGCAGCCUUUGUAACAAGAGGUUUGUUUGGCAGUCUGGUGUUGAAUGCCAUCAGUGUGUUGGUGUGCCAUUAAACCAAGAGUAUGAGGUGAAGAAGGAAACAGAAGCUAAUGCUGAAUAUAGUCUGUUUAGCUGCUCGUUUUGUGAGAAAAAAUUCACACAGAGGGGUAACCUGAUCCAGCACAUGGCCCGACACACGGGGAAGGUUCGCUACCGCUGCAGUGUUUGCCAAAAAAUGUUUGAUUGGCGUCAUCAGCUCAAAACCCAUGAAUGUCCUGGUCAGAGAGAGAACGGAGAGUCAGGAACUGGACAGAUGAAAGCUGAUGGAGGAUUAGGACCAGCCAGUGGCUUCCAUCCAGAUACUGACAACAGCUCAGAGUCCUCAGACACUGACGUCAUUGGACUUGAGAGUCAGUAUAAUGAAAUCUCUGCAGGCGAUGACAGCCAAAUGGUCCUCAUCUGUCCUGAGUGUGGGAAAACAUUCUGUGGUGAGGAAAACUUGGAAAUUCACAUCAGAUCUCAUGCAGGAGAGAGACCGUUCAGCUGCACGAUUUGUGGAAAAACAUUCACACAGAAGGGUUACUUGACGAACCACAUGGAAGUCCACACAGAGGAGAAGAGGUUCAUGUUUUGUGCCUGUGGGAAAAGAUUUGCUAGCCAUGCGAACCGUAAAAAACAUAAGUGUGAUCAUGUUUUGUCACAGCAUCAACAAAGAAAGACUAAAGCUAAAACAAACCGAAAGAAAAAAUAGCAAAAACCGAGAUUGAGACUGAAACAUGAACUGAUAAUCGAUCUUAUGCCACUGUUCCGCUGAUGGAUUCAGCUCAACUCGCCUCAACUUGGGACAAACUUUUUUUGUGUGUUUCUGUUACAUGAGCAGAUGCCGUCAUGUAGUCUUUUUAGUGCUGCCCUACAGAGGUUCUGAGUGAGUUAAAGUGACACUAAUUAUGAUGUGCAACUAUGUAGAUGUCAGAUUGGUUGAUCUAGAUUUGUUCAGUUUUCAUUUAGGCUCCAUUUAGAUAAAUCGACCACAGAUUGUAGUCUAACCUAUAUUCUCACCAGUGACGAUCUUAAAGCUACAUUUUAUUUGCAAAUGAGGAACUUGCAAGUUCACACUGAAGAUGACAUCACUGCAUGUCAACCUUGUGUUGCUAUGACAACUAGCCAUGGAGGAUGUACUAAACCUGCAGUGGAAAUGCAGUACAUUUGUAAAUGACUAAAGUCAAGGCAAGUUUGGCCAAUGUACCUGUGGAACAGUGGCAUUAGGCAGCAGGAUGUUUUAUUUAUUUCUGUUUGUAUAAGUGAGUUACAGAUUUAUGAAGUACAGUUUAUUAGUUUUCAUUAGAAUCAAUAUCAUGUGUUCUGAAAGGAGAUAUGAAAACAGGUAUAUUUUGUUAAAAAAUAAUAAUGUUGAAUAUGUGCUUCCCAGGCUAUUUUUGAAAAAUAAAUUUCCAUAGUUUGAAUUCUAUAAAAGUUGUUGCUUAAAGCU
Messenger RNA from Sphaeramia orbicularis (orbiculate cardinalfish), 2479 nucleotides. Its product is annotated as gastrula zinc finger protein XlCGF57.1-like. Gene Ontology annotation, cellular component: nucleus. The transcript is spliced from 2 exons. The coding region runs from base 152 to 1741 and encodes 529 amino acids. Gene Ontology annotation, biological process: regulation of transcription by RNA polymerase II. Gene Ontology annotation, molecular function: DNA-binding transcription activator activity, RNA polymerase II-specific; RNA polymerase II cis-regulatory region sequence-specific DNA binding. The record is from RefSeq and is a predicted model, not a curated record. NCBI's taxonomy places the organism in Eukaryota, Metazoa, Chordata, Actinopteri, Kurtiformes, Apogonidae.